Messenger RNA from Aspergillus welwitschiae, 1428 nucleotides. Its product is annotated as alpha/beta hydrolase. Bases 64 to 1353 code for a protein of 429 amino acids. Lineage: Eukaryota; Fungi; Ascomycota; Eurotiomycetes; Eurotiales; Aspergillaceae. The record is from RefSeq and is a predicted model, not a curated record. The transcript is spliced from 4 exons.
CGCCUUCAUCACCAUCGGCUUAUUCCUCCCCUCCACAAUACUCGCACCCACUGUGGACAAAUAAUGUCGACCGCUAAGUUCAGAGUCACCGAACAUAUCAUCUCCGCAUGCUAUGUCCGGGAGUAUGCGGGCAGUACCGUGGACCAGGAGGAUGUGCUGCAUCUCCACAUCAAGCAAUACACGCCUCGCGAUCUACCCGAUCCCGUCCCAGCCGAUGCUGUCACUAUCAUUGCAGCCCACGCGGUGGGCUUUCCCAAGGAGCUCUACGAGCCAUUAUGGGACGAGCUUCUCGUACGAUCCGCUCAAUCCAACUUCCACAUCCGCGGUAUCUGGAUAGCAGAUGUCGCCAACAUGGGCAUGAGUGGGGUUCUCAACGAAGAUAAACUCAGCAUGGACUGCUCAUGGAUGGACCAUCCCCGCGAUUUGCUUCUAAUGAUCAAUCAUUUCCGCGAUCAGAUGCCGCGACCGCUAGUAGGAGUGGGCCACAGCUUCGGAGGUACCAUCAUUACGAAUUUGGCACUGAUGCACCCCCGUCUACUAACCUCGGUUAUUCUCUUCGAUCCGGUAAUUCAACGACUACCACCCAAGAUGGGCUUUGGUGCGGACCCGCCCGGUCCUGUCAACUUCGCCCUGUGGCGUGACGACGUCUGGCCAAACCGGGCGGCAGCAGCAGCAGCUUACAAGAAAGUCUUUAAGAAGUGGGACCCUCGGUGUCUCGAAUUAAUGGUACAGUAUGGGUUCCGGGAUCUGCCCACGGCCCUGCAUCCCGACUUGGGCGACAAUGUAGACGCUGCCAACCCGCCGGUCACGCUGACCACGACCAAGUAUCAUGAUGUGCUGGGUCAGAUUAGGGAAAGGUUCCAUGCUCGAACGUCUGAUGGCCAGGCACAGUUGGAUCGCUCAACCCAUGCGGACGUGGACCCUUCUGUUGCUGUCCUUCCGGUGUACCGCCCCGAACCGCCCAGCACAUUCAACAAACUGCCAUCGCUGCGACCGUCAACACUCUUCUUGCUCGGAGAAGCGAGUUACUUGAACCUCGAUGAUCUUCGGGAAGGGAUCAAGAGCUGUGGUCAAGGGGUUGGGGGAAGCGGGGGAAGAGACAAGGUCAAGGAGAUCAUUCUACCCAAGCAAGGCCACUUCUUCGCCUUUGAAGCGGUCGGAGAGACGGCCAGCCAUUGUGCCAGCUGGUUAGAUAAGGUUAUGCGCGAAUACCGAGUCGUUGAGCGGGAGUGGAAGGAAAAGAGACAGAAAAUGGCCAAACGGGACCAUUUGGUGCUGAGUGAGGAGUGGCACAGGGUGAUCAAGUCUCCCAGUUCAUUCCGCGCAGCCAAGUCACGGAAAACCAAACUAUGAGGUCUUGGUAGCUGCCCUCCUCUUAUACCUGUGCUUUGAUCUACAGUAAUAAUACCACUAUUUCAUUGCUCCAGC